AUGCCCACCGACAUGUCUAUGGUACCUUAUAACGGGGGAAACACUGAUGUUGUUUUGCGACACAAUGACUCGGUGGUUGUCUUUGACCAUGAUUCGCAACAGCUCGUUCUCCGCAAUACGUCAGAUGCGGACAAUGACCAUAUGGAGCUAGCCAACUGCCCAUUCUGUCAUCGCUCAAUGCGCGAUAAUAGUAGAGAACAACAUUGUGCGAAUAAUGAAACGCAAGAGGAAUUUGUUAAUCCGAACUACUUUCACAUGCUCAACAAUAGCCUUCCCAGCUCCACAACAUCCUCGUCUCCUCCUUCCCCACGCCAUCGCCUCGUUCAGCCUGCGCUCCCCCGUGGUCCUACCAAUAAUCCACCCGUUCAACCAACCUCAUCGCCACAACCGUCGCCGCAAGGAAUCUCCUCUGCAGCAUUCAGUCCAGAUUACUUCAAGAGGUUCUUUGUGGAGGAACGAGUGUUGGGCAAAGGUGGAAAAGGUGUGGUGCUCCUAGUGAAGCAUGUCCUGGAUAGUGUGUCCCUUGGUCACUAUGCCUGCAAGCGUGUCCCUGUCGGCGACGAUCAUGAGUGGCUGGAGAAGGUUCUGGGUGAAGUGCAGCUGUUACAACAUCUCUCUCACCAGAACCUUGUCUCGUACCGUCAUGUCUGGCUGGAAAAUGCGAAGAUAAGCACCUUCGGCCCGAGUGUGCCUUGCGCAUUUAUUCUACAGCAAUACUGCAAUGCCGGUGAUUUGCAUGAUUACAUCUGUGGCUCUGUCCAAACUUCGACCACUGCACAACAAUUGAAGGACCGCCUGCGCCGCAAAUCCAAAGGCGAACCAGACCCUCGAACCAAACUGGGAGGACCUCGCACACUUCAACUAGAUGAAAUCUAUUCUUUCUUCCGUGAUAUCACCUCUGGACUCCGUUAUCUUCACGCCAAUGGAUACAUCCAUCGAGACCUGAAACCAAACAACUGUCUGCUCCAUGAGACCGGUGAUGGCAUCAGAGUUUUGGUCAGCGAUUUCGGCGAGGUGCAGUCUCAAAAUGCAAUGCGCCAGUCGACUGGUGCAACCGGUACCCUUUCGUACUGUGCACCCGAAGUUCUUCGCCAAGAAUAUCCUGACGGACCGUUUGGCAACUUUACGUUCAAGUCCGAUAUUUUCUCCCUCGGAAUGAUUCUUUACUUUUUGUGUUUCGCAGCUCUUCCAUACGCGAAUGCCGAUCUCAUACACGAAGAAAAAGAGGACCUGGAUCAACUCCGUGCAGAGAUCACCAGCUGGGCUGGAUUUGACCACGCACGAGCUAUUCGCUCCGAUCUCCCCGAAAAGCUGUAUAGGUUCCUAGAGCGCUUACUCUCAGUUGAUCCCGCCCGACGACCCUCGGCAGACGAGGUGUUAAAUGGCAUCCAAGUCGGUGUCAAUUCAAAUGAAAACUUCCGCUUCAGGAAAGCCAGCACGGGAAGCUCCGACCUGCCUGGGGCUCGAAUUCGCCCAUUGGAUAGCCAACAGCCAUCAGUAGAGCGAACACUCUCUCCCACCAAAAAGCUGCGCCGGAACCCAACAUCCUUCCGACGUGACUCGAUACCUGAAUCUAGCCAUUUUCGAAGCAAUGCGGCGCCUGUGUCCGACCCCAAACCAGAGGAAGGCUCUUUCGGCCCAGAUCGAGAAAUGAUCGUCCGGAACCGGUACUCUAACUCAUCACCAUCAUCUCCAGCCCAACCUCCUCACGGAUCAUCACCACCCCUCGAUCCCCAGCCUCAACCAGUCCCUCAAAAUCAUCUUCUCCCGCCCCCACCGAGCCGCUUCCCCGUCCUUAAUUUCCUAGCGUCUUGGGGUUCAUUCCCACCACCGACUGCCUUGCAGAUCACUCUCUUCCUCGUCAAGAUCACAUCCCUUCUUCAUCCAUGCUCGCCGCUGGCCGUCAAACCCUGGAUCCUUUACCCUCUUCUCCUCUCUGCAGCAUUUACUUUCACAGCACGCAGCGUUCGGGCCCAGACCCUUGCCCUCUUUCUACAUCUACUGGUCGUCGGGCUGGGUUUCCGUCUAGGUGCCUUAUGUACCUGGCAUAGACACUCGAAGAUGAAUUUGUGA
Penicillium robsamsonii is the source of this 2073-nucleotide messenger RNA. RefSeq names its product protein kinase IKS1. Bases 1 to 2073 code for a protein of 690 amino acids. Gene Ontology annotation, molecular function: ATP binding; protein kinase activity. The record is from RefSeq and is a predicted model, not a curated record. Lineage: Eukaryota; Fungi; Ascomycota; Eurotiomycetes; Eurotiales; Aspergillaceae. The transcript is spliced from 2 exons. Gene Ontology annotation, biological process: protein phosphorylation.